This is a messenger RNA of Lentinula edodes (shiitake mushroom), 6207 nucleotides long. Its product is annotated as TcdA/TcdB pore forming domain-containing protein. The coding region runs from base 1 to 6207 and encodes 2068 amino acids. NCBI's taxonomy places the organism in Eukaryota, Fungi, Basidiomycota, Agaricomycetes, Agaricales, Omphalotaceae. The transcript is spliced from 4 exons. The record is from RefSeq and is a predicted model, not a curated record.
AUGGCUGAAGGCCUUUCUAAUAGUGGAGACCCUGCCAUCCAGGACUUUGUAAAAGACCCGCAGGCAUUUUUGACCCCGUCUGCGCCUAACUCUUUGGCGACGGCCGUUAGUUCCUACAAUAUGUUCCCCCCCUCCCUCACAUUGAAACCUGGUGGUGUACCCGACCAAGGUUACUUUCAAUUCGUCCGCGACGACUUUGACGAUAAGACUCGACGCACAUUCGAGAUCAAAUAUUACGGUGCCGAAGAAGGCACCAACACAGUCUGGGCAUAUAAUCUUGGGUACAACGGUGGUGCGCUGACAUCCCGUACCCCCUCGUUCAUCGAUAUACCAAAGAAAGUGCCAGAGAACACUUUUCUCUUCACUGGGUCCCUCACCGGCUGCUCUGUCAUCGUGACCAACCUCGAUGAGAACACCUAUCGUGUCUUCCAUGACUCCCGUUUUGACAGCUCACUUCUCUAUGACAAUGUAGAGAUGGCUAUUGACUACAGUGGCUAUGUGGUAUCCGACCCUGGUCUUGAUAACCAAGGGAAACUUACCUCCGCUGGUGGGGCAGCCUGCGUGUUUAUGCAGUAUCGCGACGGAAAAUGGAACAUGUUCGUUCAAAAGCAAACACUUGCGUCCGCUCGAAAGCAAACACCUGAAGGAUUAAAGGAUACGACCGUCGUUGUUCCGCGUCGCACCGAGAUAAGCUUUGCUUUCAAGACCGACGACCCCACUAAACCCUCUGUAGUUGAUACUGGCUACUUUCCCAUCAUUGUUUCGCAACCGGGCUCAUACAAUGCUGAGCAAGUCAGAGCGUUGUUUGACACUAGGAGAACAAUAAUUCGAGAGCAGUUAAGACGCGUUGCCAUUGAAGCUCUGCCAGACACCACCAUCCCCGACGUACCUGAUGGCGAAUUCGAGCCGUUUGAGGGAAACAAAAUCAAUCUUCGGAACCCCGGUGUCAGCAGUUCGCAGGCAGUUCGAGAUGUCGUCGAGCAAACCCAGGAUACUGUCAGAAAACAACUUGAAGCAGCCGAGGGUAAUCUUCCACUCGAUGUGUCACAGCUCCAGAAAGUAAACCUCAAGGAGUUGGUAAACCCUACUUUGGGUCAGUCCAAGGACUCUGACAUCCUAUACCUUUGGAUUAAACAAAAGGAAGCAAGAGGAUUAGAUGCGGUAGUCAUAACUGAUGGUCGAUUAGAAGCACCACUUGGCAGCACUGCAGGUGAACGCUUCACUGACCAGCAACUGGACGCACUUCGUGUUGGCAACGGGGACUUCACAGCUGGGUAUGAUAGUUACGAUUCCACUGAAAUACCAGGCUUUGCUAGCAACAUGACAUCAUCGGAGAUGGUCACAUUGUUUGAUGAGUCAACAGACCUCACCCAAACCCAAAGGGGAGCUUUGGUCCAUCACAUCCGUGUUGCUAGCGAACAAGAGUUCCGAGAGUCAGUGUGGCAGAAAACGGAUAAUAUAGUUGGAAUGUUCCAGGAAGCCGGAGGCGCGACAAAGCCCAUGCCACAGGAUCUCCUUCUCAAUGCAAUUCCUGAUGAGUAUGGUGGUCGGUGUUAUCCUUUGGUCCGUGCGAUGUCAGUAGCAUUGGCGCAAUCCGACUUUGCUGUCGACCAACUUGGUAUCAAGCUUGUUUCCAUCUCGACCUCGUCGAACGCAGAUUUGUUAAACGCGGAGCUAUUCAGACAAUGCUUAAAAGACUUGCAUUCUAGCUAUCCUGCCGCCGAAGCUUCAACGCUUGUUGGCCCCACCAAUCUCCAGGAUGCAGUCAGUAAGCUCUCUGCAGAGGAAGGAAGUAGCACAAUCUUUGCUUUAAAUACCAAUAUACAUGCAAUGCUACUCGGAGCAACAAACAGGGGUGGUAAAAUCUCCUACCACUUCUAUGACCCUAACUUUACCCUUGCCACGUUCGCCUCGCAACAGGAGCUGGUCGAUGCUACUACAAAGUUUUUUGUAGAACUCGGAUAUGCCGACAUAUAUGCUGCAGAUGGUACUCCAUCAGAUCCUGUCUUUAGUCUGGUUCAGAUUGACACAGGCAAGAUGGCCCGCAUUGGCUUCGACUUCAAUUUGAACGUCGCGGACUUUCAUGAGUCCGAGACUCUCUCCGAGACCAUCACUAUCAGGGCAGCCCCCGAACUAUACCUUCCCGACCCUGCGCGGUUCACAGAAAAUCGUGCACUCAGUUCUGGAGCAAGUCUCUUGGAAGCUUCAGAGCUCGCAGAGGCAUGGCGUGAUGCCACGGCGAAGCUUGAGGCUAGUACUGGUCUUGGUGAGCAUUGGAUGCCGAUUCUCGAGACCUUGGAAGAUUUAGACAGCGGAGGGUACCGCGUUCAGUUUGUUAAUCUGGAGGACCUUAGUGAAACGCAGUGGAUCAGCACUGACGAUCCAGAGAUCAAGGACUUCAAGGCAUACCUCGAUGAACGCCUCAAAGCUCUUGACCACGCGUAUGAGUUUGAAGGUGGCACCUUUGUCCAGAAGGAAGACGUUACGUCUGCCGAAGCAAUCGAUGGUCUGAAUGCAAUGUUUGUUGUCAAGACGUUAAUCGAGCACUUUAAUAGUAGGAAUAACGCCUCUGAGGGAAACGGGAAUACAAACUCCAAUCUCGCAAUGGCUCUCAAGGUACAAAGCUACCUCAACCUUACGCAGCUUGGGCAGCAGAGUUUAGGCGAUGUUGUCAAGGUUGUUGAACUCACUCAGACCAUCAUCAGGAGCGAGCAAGCGGCUCAGUCCUCAUUAUCGACUGUUGUCAGAGCCUUCGGUCGCAUAUCCGAGGGUGCCGGAUUUCUCUUUGGCGCCGCUAACGUUGUUUUUGAUGCCUACGAACUAUCUAACGCGCAGAACGAAAUACAGAAAGCGGUGUUUGGUACACAGCUCGCUUUUGAUUCAGCUAGCUUCCUUGCAAGUGCAGGUAGCGUGGGCGCAGGGAUGCUGGGAGCAUCCAGUGCCGCUGCUGUCCUGGGUGGGGUGAGUGUGAUUCUAGGAGGACUCGCCUUCGGAUUUGGAGCACUGGCUUCAGCAUUCGGGCAGGUCGCUGAAGAUGCCCAGACGGUGGGUCGGUAUUUCGGAGAUACAGAGGCUGCCUACAAAGCAGGAGGAUACAAAUAUGACGAAGAGCACAAGAUCCUGGUACCUCUUGUAGGCGCAGUCAUAAGCGAGCUCGACUUGACCGGCGACGUCCAGUAUGAUAGCCAAUACAUCUAUCGUACUCAUCAUGGAUCCACGGGUUCGGGUUAUAUCAACUACUUCUUUUGGGUCGGUGACUUUCCGCAGAUGGUCAGAGACAAAUCUCAGGCUAUCAACAUACGCGAGGGCAUUGGAGCCCCAGCUAGUGGUAAACUUGCAAACACCGCAGACUACACGACAGUCAUUUUGCCAGCGACUCCCAAGUCCUACAUCAGCUACGAGUACAUGAUCCUUCCGUUCGCAACAACCCGCCACGACUACGGUUUUGAUAUCAUACGGAGGCUCGAAGUUGACAAGCGAUUCGACUAUGACUUUUACAUCUUUCCUAGUGAGUACCUCAUUCGACGUAUCUCACAUGAAUAUGUUGAGACAUCGGUCGCCGUUAAACUCGAUGGACGACCCGUGCGUGUCCAGGCGCCCUCUCUUCCGGACAACAUGCAUAACGUGUUGAAGUACACGCUGCAGGGUGCAGGUGCUGAUUAUACCGUUGGUCUCAUGGCCGGCGUAGGCAUUACAUUAUCCUCAGUCGAGAAUACACGCUGGAUCUUGGACUGUAGAGACCUCGCCAAUGACACGAUCACUGUCGGAGAUGACACCGUCUCUGUUGGAGGCGUACAGGUGAUAGUUUCAAACCGGGAUUUCUCGUCGAUGCUCGCCAUUAACAAAAACGCGGAGGUGUUACAAGUUGAUUUCGACAAUCACACUACUUUCGUUGUGGAGGAGGAUGCCUCCAAGUUUCCUGCUGGAAAUGAGAAUAUCCUCGCCUAUCUUAAUGACCUCAAUGAUAAGCACUCGCUGCGUGGUAUGUUUAUAACUGUGGAGAACUACACCACGCCUUCGGGGCAGGCUGUUGGCCGUGCCUUUUAUGACAUUACUAAUAAACGUCUGCUUUACACUGUUGAUGCACCCACAGAGCUUACCGAGAAUGUGCAGUUCGGUGCGGAGAUUAGCACAGGCGAGGUGUAUCUCUACAACAUUGAACAUCCUGGUAUCUGGCGAGUGGAUCCUGCAACUGGCACUUGUCUGGCAAAGUAUGAUGCUCUUUGUCCGUCUCCCAACAGAACCUUGAUACGUGUUUGGCAAGAAGAUGAUCAUGCCCAUGCUGUAUUCCGUCACCAGCUCGAGGAAAACAAAUUUGGAGAAUUGACCUACGUUAUCGAAGCCGAUAGCAUGAGGCUUGUCAGCAUAGUCGGAAAUUCCGACUUGUUACUAUUACUGAACCGAUUAGCCAAAUGGAAUCUCUCAAAUGAUAACCUGCUGGCAGCCUACAUCGAUACCGACAAUCCCUCACCUCCCUCCCCGCCCACUGAUUCUCUCCCAGGAGCAACAAUCAAAGCAGAGAUAGAUAGUCAUAUGAUAUCUGUGUUUGGUCAGGCUGAUGAUGGUGUCGCUUACCGAUUCUGGAUUCGUUUUGCGGACGGGGCCAUCAUCAAGCCAGGUUUCACUCCUCCAGCGGAUCUCGUUCUUGCUGGGUUCAUCACCCCACCUCUCGGGAAUGCAGAGGAAUUCUGUUUCUUCUCCCUCGCGGAACAGCGGAUCACGAUCCAGACCAAUACACCGACGCAAACAGUUACACCUGUUACCAUCCCUUCUGAGUUUGGAAAACUUGCGAAUGUGUUUUGUGUUGAUAACGAGCUAUUUGCAAUCACGGUGAUGGGGUAUGUGCUCCGGCUGACCUCACAAGGGGAAUUGUUCCUCGAGGCUGUGAACCGACAAUGGUUUACUCAGUUCCAGGGGUCCGGUGAGCACAACGAGCCUUGGUGGACGGUGUUGAAAAGCUUCGCGGAAAGUCACGGGUCGACAACAGUGUCAAUUCUCGGUCUUCACAGUGUCGACCAUGGUGCAGUCCCUGCCUGGUUCUGUAACGGUAGAAUCGUUAUAACUUCACCCCACCUCCGCGGACAGCAAUUGCAGAUUGCGGGACUGACGAAUGGAGGAGGGGAAGCGUGGUUAUGCCACUGGAAGACCGAGGAAAGCGGACAGCUCUUCAGCCAACCUCUCAUUCCCAAUGAUAAACUUGCAACUGUCCUCUCCCCGACUACACCAGAUGUGAUUUCUGACCAGAUUCCUGAAGGGACUAGGGUCCUGGAAGCGUAUCCGUUCAAGACGGUUUUGAUGACGAAUAAUGGAUUACAGUAUAGCACUACUGACGGUGUUAUCUUUAUCAUCAUGGAUCGGGACACCAUCACAUUGUACGGUGUGGAUAAAUCCUGGCAGGAGAGUCAUCUUGAGAAUUUGGAAGCGGAUUUAGGUGAGCUGGCGAAACAGUGGAGACACGGUGAGGUAGUUGUGAUGCAGGGACUUGUUCCCACCACCACGCCCGCAUGGUACCUAGUACCUGCGGGUAAAAUAGUUGUCGUCACUAACAACAGCAUAACAUGGGGCGAUAAUCCUUUGUGGCUGGGUACCGACCUCAACGGCACCACGGGGUACUUCUACGUAGUUUCGCAGGGUGCGAUAUACAGUAUCGGGGUAGGGGAACCACCUCGAUUACAGCAAUACGUCUCCAUGACCGUGCGGUUCAACGAUCUCCUAGUUCUCAUCCCCCGCCCAGGCGAAUUCUGCGCUUCCAUCGCUCUGUGGAACGUGCGCUACUCUAUGUUGUCCCAACGCGAUGGAACUGAUAACACGCUGUAUUUCCUGCAACAGCCGAGUUGGGCUUAUUACAACGCAAAUGUCGUCGAGUGGAAAGGCCCUGGGACGGUACAGAUCCAGGUGAUGUUGUUCGAAGAUGCUGGAGCAUUGUUGACGAAGAAGAUUGGAGAGGAUCUUGUGAUUUUCGACGUUGCUGCUGAUACUCGGUCUUUGACGAUGCGCAAAGCUUUUCAAGGUGCGGAUACUGGGUAUGGGAAGUUUAAUGUUAACUUUGCUGCUGCGGGUUUGGAUUUUGGUAUCACACCUGCGGUCGUACAGGGUGCGCAAUUGUGGUUGCAGGAUACUGCGAAACUUGAUUACUUGCCUGAUGUUACGGUCAAGACAAUCGGCUAUUAUCUGCAGAAUUCAGGGAAUAUCAGUGUCACUUUUUGA